Dendrobium catenatum is the source of this 1051-nucleotide messenger RNA. RefSeq names its product protein STRICTOSIDINE SYNTHASE-LIKE 10. The record is from RefSeq and is a predicted model, not a curated record. Gene Ontology annotation, molecular function: strictosidine synthase activity. The coding region runs from base 1 to 978 and encodes 325 amino acids. The transcript is spliced from 3 exons. Gene Ontology annotation, biological process: biosynthetic process. Lineage: Eukaryota; Viridiplantae; Streptophyta; Magnoliopsida; Asparagales; Orchidaceae.
AUGGUCACCCUCCUACUUCUUCUCGUGUUCGCCGUCGUCCUCUCAUCCACCGCCGCCGCUCAGACCGUGAACGCCGAUCUCAAAAUGCUGAUGAUCGACACCGCAGUAGGCCCAGAGAGCAUCGCCUUUGACAGCCGCGGCGAGGGACCGUAUACAGGAGUUUCCGACGGUCGCAUAAUCAAGUGGGGAGGGCACAACAGCGGAUGGCAGAGCUUCGCCUUCCCCUCUCAAUGGUCUGAAGAGCUCUGUGAUGGUGAAGAGAUUCAUAUGGAGGAGAAGUGCGGGCGGCCGCUGGGCUUACAGUUCAACAAGAAGACGGGAGAGCUGUACAUCGCCGACGCUUAUUUCGGGCUUAUGGUGGUCUCGCCGGAGGGUGGAUCGGCGCGACAACUGGCGACGGAGGCCGGCGGCGUUCCGUUCAAGUUCACCAAUGGGGUUGAUGUGGAUCAGGAAACUGGUGUGGUUUAUUUCACCGACAGCAGUUCUCGCUUUCAAAGAUGGGAGAAUGAGGUGGUGGUGGCCACCGGCGACUCCACCGGCCGGUUCAUGAAAUACGAUCCAGAGACACAGAAAGUGACGAUCCUCGUCAGCGGCCUGGCAUUUCCAAACGGUGUUGCCAUCAGCCACGACAGGUCCUUCGUCGUCGUUGCCGGAACAACCAACUGCUUGAUCUCAAGAUACUGGCUGCAGGGCCCCAAAGGCGGCCAAUUUGAGCCAUUUGCGGAGCUUCCGGGCUACCCUGAUAACAUAAAGAGGAAUGCAGAUGGAGAGUUCUGGGUGGCAAUCAACAGGGAGAAGAUAAGGCUCGGUGGUGGUGUCGUAAUGGCGCCGGCGGCGGUGAAGCUGAGUAACAAGGGGAAGGUUCUGAAGGUGUUGGAUGGGACGGUUAUGAGUCCAUUGAGUGAGGUAGAGGAGAGGAACGGGACGCUCUGGUUAGGAUCUGUGUUGUUGCCCUAUGUUGGUGUAUAUGGUAAUUAGAUCAUGUAAUUGGGCUUAUUUAAUAACUUAUUAAGGUCUUUUGCUUUAUAAAUGAGGAAUUAUGAUAUAAUAA